AUGGAGGGCUGUCGGAUUUGCGGCGACGUUUCGUUGGGCAUUCAGUUCGGUGUGCAAGCCUGUAGUGCCUGUAAGUUGCGCCAUCGAUUGUUGCUUCAUCUGCGGCGUUUUGCGUAUCGAAAAUUAGAAGUUAAUUUUAUAAUUUUGCGAAUUUAGGUGCCUCGUUUUUCCGCCGAACCAUCACUGAAGUCAAGGAGUACAAAUGCUGGGAGAACGAGCAAUGCGAACCAGUUCCAGGUAGGGCAAAAAGGGGGAGUUUUGAGCUUAUCUUUUUAAUGGAAGGUCUCUUAUUUUAUUAGUUGUCUAUCAAAAAGCACUUAGAUUUCUCAUGAAACAGCAGUUUAUAAAAGCAGAGUAAAGCGGGCUCCUCUUCGAUUUCGCUUUUCGUCAUAAACAAGAAAAUAAAAGAUUUCUUUCGGGUUGAUGUCUUGAUCGACCUGUUAAAAAACAAAACUUUUUUCAUCGAAAACUUUUUUUUGAUGUUUCUUGAAAAUUGGUAAAAACUUGCUGGUUUUUCCAAUAAAUUAUUGGACGAAAAGCCAUUUUUAUAUAAUUGCUUUUCAGUUGUGGUACUAUGCCUUUCUUACUGUAUAAAUUAUAGAAUUUUAGCCAGGGUUUUUCACAGGACCCACUGAAAUUUUAAUCUCACAGACCAGACAUCCGUUUUGAAAGAUUUCCUCGGAUCUUACGCAUAAUUCCUUUACAAAACAGCCAGAUUCCCAACGCAUAUCUCUCUAUAUACAUAGCGAAAAUAUUCUUUCCUUGACAGCCUCUCUCUGAUCUUCUCUUUUCAACAUCGGCGCCCGCCAUGCGCGGGAUUUCGUUAAUUGAUUUUGUCUGCGUAUUUUUGACGAUUAAAGAUCUGACGAUGAGCGACUGAUCACUUCGAUCGCAUUCGAACUCUCUCUCGUUUCCGCUUGAUUCACUGUUUAAUAUUCGAAUUCGGCUGUCUCGGGGAUGAAAAUAGAAGCGACCCAUGUCAAGGAAAGUGGUUCCUUCACGGGGUUCAAAAGACUGUUUCAAAUUAGCAAAGGCCCCAAAUUACCGACUAAUCAUCCUUUUUUCAACUGAAAUUUGCAUAAAUUGAAAAAUUUUUGUGCCGUUUCGUUAAAAUUGGAACUGUCAAGAUCUAACUAUAGGUCGAGGUAUAUGAGGUCCCCUAACAUGCCCGCUACGACUAGUAUCAACCAACCCCUAAUAACCAUCAACUAGACAGCCCUAGUUAAAAUAGGAGACAACGGCAAUAGACUCACGAUAAUCGAUUCCACGGGGCUUCGGUAGUUGAGCCCCCCCCCACGAAGGGUAGAUCAAACCCCCACUGUUUUUCCCGUUUCACACCCCACAUAAUGAACAAAUUAGAAUAAUACAAAAAAUGUAAGUGGGGUUUGAUCUACUACGUUGGGGGUUUGAUCUAAAACGUUGAGGGCUUGACCCUCAACGGAGGGGGCUUCAUCUAAAACGUAGGGGUGUUGACCUAAAACGUAGGGGGCUUGAUCUAAAAAGUAGGGGGCUUGUGCUGGACCAUACAACUUGGAUUAAUUCUUUGAAAUAAAUUUUGGGGUUCAGAACGGACGAGGGGGGUUGUACUGGGUCAUGGGGGGCUAAACUGGACUGGGGGGCUGUACUACCUUAGCCCCGAUUCCACUUAGCUUGGACACUACCGCACUGCAUCAAAAGGAACUUCGACAAAUUCACAAUAAUUGGUUUAUUUUUCCCAAACGAGUGAUCGAAAAGCGAUCGGUCCAUUACAUUUUAUCAAUAUUCGUCGGUUUAUGCUAAUUUCUGGGAAUUCUUGACGGAAUCGUGACAGAACUUAUUGAUGGGAAACAUUUUGCUCUCUAAAUUUAUUGCCGUGUUUUAUUGACGUCAUUCCUGCCCAUUUCCUGAACAUUUUAGACGUUUCAUCCACCUUUUUUGGAUUGACCAAAAGACUUUAGAAAUACAAUUUUUUUGGAUUUUUGGAGGACAAAAUUGGUCCAAAAAAUCCCGAAAGUUUUAUAAUGUCAUUUCCUGAGCAGACAGUAAGUUUUUUUCCCGGCUAGCCAAAGAAAAAAACCAACCAAAGAUCUUCUCCAAAAUUCUAGUUACGCCGACCCGCCACAUUGAUUAAAUCUCGGGCGGGAAAUAGCUUCAAAUGCGCUGAAUUGACGUGCCCGCGCUACUUUGCGAAUCGCACGUUCUCCCACGGUGUUUUUUGAGAGAUCACUGCUGUCGGGUUUACAACAAGGGCAGGGGUUUAAGGGCGUACUUUUACCGUUGGUUCUCUAGAUUCGUCAUUUGUCACCUUCGAGCAAUUAAUCGACUACAAAAAGUCUUCCGAAACAGAUUGAAACACAUUUCAAGGUUCACCAUUUUUCAGGCAUCCGAAACUCGUGUCGAUCCUGCCGCCUGAAGCGAUGUUUGGAGCUGGGAAUGAAAGAAAACAGUGAGCCAAAUUUUGAUUCAACCUUUCUCACCAGUAGGGUUAGGACGAAAGAGCUUGACUGACCAAAUUCGACCUGUAAUUGGGUCGGCUAGACGGUCAGCCGAAGGUCCCCUGGCUUGAAAGACGAGCUGGGAAACCUCCGCAAAAGGUCGACCAGUUUAGGAAGACCGGUGACAUGAUCUGACCGUUCCACGUCAAACUGAGACAAGCUAAAGUAGUCCGGUGAUUGGAUUGUCAAUUCGCCAAAAAAAGACGCAAAAAAACUUUUAGUCGGGGAAGAAAUGGGGAUUUUUUGGGGCGAGAGAGUACGUUUUUGCGCGUCUUUUCUCUGACUUCUCUGUGAAAUCAAGACCAAAUCUAAAAAACCGAUAGCGAAGUGCAUAUUCCGGUCACCGGACUCCUCAGUUUGACGCGCGCUCGUUCCGACCAAUCCCUACUCCUAAUCUUUUGCAUACAGGGUGCGGCAAUUUUUCGGCCGGAUUUGAAUUGGCUAUAACUUUUUGAGUUCUUGGCCAAAUGUUAAAAUUCUUUUUUUCCCUGAAUCCUCAUACAUCCCCAUUUUGUUUAAUACCAAGUACAUUCUACCCAUUUACUGCAUCACAGUAAAAAUUGAAGACAAAGAAAAAGCUCUAAUUUUCAUAGCUGACAAAGUGAAUUACCCCUAGCAAAUUUGACCGAAAAAUUGCCGCAUACUGUACAAUGAUUCCAAUCUUUAGCCAGCCUCUUCAGAAGUCCAACGAAAACGAGACAAGAAUUCGACGAUCGUCAUCGCCAAUUCGACCGCAAUAUUAGCCAAACCCAAAGAUCUCCCAUGCACCUCGGCCUCCUCGGACAUUCUUGGCCGCAUUGGCAAACGAUUUGAUGACUAUUUGAUCGGCGAAAGAGCGAUAUUUAUAACGAGACGGCCGGAGUUGGCGGUCCUCACCGACGACGAGAUGAUUGUGAUACCGGUGAAGGAGAGGCUGGAGCUGGGGAUCCUGACGUUCCCAAUCGUUUACACAAUGAUGCGCGAAAACAUCCUAGACUUUGCGGAAGUGGAGAAGAAAGUGAAGGUAAGAGGAAGUGGUCCUCGCUUAAACUUCCUUUUUCUGGCCCAGCAAAAAAGAAGGUUUUGCAGCUUGCGCCCGAACAAUUCCGGUUGCAAUGGAAUAUCAGGCUUAGGCAGGUUAGGCUUAGUUUAGGCGUAGCCUUAGGCUUAGUUUAGUGCUUAGGCUGUUUCCCACUUUUAUUCGCAGCCUACAGAGAAACAAGGGCGCGAGAUGCGAAGCGCCGGGCCAGAAAAAGGAAGUUUUUGGUGUUCUUCAAAAAGAGGGUGCUAAAUUCGUCUCAAAGACAUUUUCUUUUCAGUACAAACUAUUCGACGCAUUCCUCUGCCGCUUCAAACAAUUGGUGAGGGUUUGGUUCACAGCGCAGAAGUUUGUGCGCACCAAACAACUCCAUAAAUGCGCAAUGUCGGCGAUGGACUACGUUGAUACGUCGAGGCCGGAGCUCUUUUAUGGAGAGGAUUUUGAGGUUCACAAGUAAGUCAUCUACUGGCGACAUAGAUCUCUUCAUUUCCAGGAUAUUUCGACCCUACGCCAAGGCCCAUCAAAAAGUUGCCAAGAAGGCGUACGCCAUGAGGCUGGACAAAACCGAGUUCGCGGCGCUAAUAGGCCUCACCACCGUCAACAUAGGUAAUUCCCACAUCGAAUAAAGCCCAAAUCUUUAGUCAGAAAUCUAAUGGACAGCGAUAAAGUGGAGGAACAGUUGCAAAAAAUCCUCAACGAGCUGAAAGAGCACGUUGCGAAGAGGCACAAGAAUGUCAGCAAACGAAUGGGUCAUAUCAUCAUGUUGUUGAGGGAGAUUGAGACCACGACCAGCCUGCUCAACGAGUGCUUCUUUCUGGCGGUGGUUGUGAGCGAUACGUACCGACAGGUGCUGGACCGGUUAGGCGAGAUUUGCAGCUAUCUCUGCGAAUAA
Molecule: messenger RNA, 4384 nt
Organism: Bursaphelenchus xylophilus (pine wood nematode)
Lineage: Eukaryota; Metazoa; Nematoda; Chromadorea; Rhabditida; Aphelenchoididae
Source: the annotation of a GenBank genome assembly